AUGGGAGACUGGAGUAUGCGUAGUAUCGACAAAUUUUUUCGUAUCAUCAUUAAGUUAUUAUUUAUUAACGACGCAGGAGACAGAAAUACAUGGAGAAGAUGUUUGACAACUGCAACGUGUGUUGAGCCCAAGGGUCCUAGUCUCAAAACUGAAAUUCCUGGACCCGCUUCUCGACAGUUGUUUAAUGAACUCAAUAAAUUUCAGCAAGCAGCAACAGUCCAACUGUUUGCAGACUAUGACAAAUCAUCAGGAAAUUACAUGGUAGACGUUGACGGGAAUACACUAUUGGACGUCUACAUGCAAAUAUCAUCAGUACCUCUGGGUUACAACCACCCGGCAAUGCUGGAAGCUCUUUCGGAUCCUCAUAACCAAAGGGCAAUCGUCAACAGACCAGCUCUGGGUGUCUAUCCGGGUGCUGAUUGGCCAAAAAAACUCAAGGAUGUGCUAUUUAGGCCUGGAGUCGCUCCCAAAGGCCUUGGAAACAUUACAACUAUGAUGUGCGGCUCGUGUUCCAAUGAAAAUGCAUUUAAAAAUAUUUUUAUGUGGUACGCUGAGAAAAAUCGAGGCGGCAAGCCUUUUACCAAAGAAGAAAUGGAAUCUUGUAUGGUGAAUCAAAUUCCUGGCUCGCCAAAAUACUCAAUUAUGUCAUUCCAAGGAGCAUUCCAUGGGAGAACUCUCGGUUGUUUGUCAACAACACACAUCGCUGGAAUAAUAAUUGAACCAAUACAAGCAGAAGGCGGUGACAAUCAUGCUUCACCCGAAUUCUUCCAACAAUUACAAAAAUUAACUAAAAAAUACGGAAUCGCAUUAUUAAUUGAUGAAGUACAGACCGGUGGUGGUCCAACUGGUAAAAUGUGGUGUCAUGAACAUUUCAAUCUUCCAUCUCCACCAGAUGCUGUUACUUUCAGUAAAAAAAUGCAAUUAGGUGGUUAUUAUCAUACUGCCGAAUUGAGACCCAAUCAAGGAUACAGAGUCUUCAAUACAUGGAUGGGUGACCCCAGCAAAUUAAUAAUGUUGGAAGCUAUCGUAAAUAUUAUUCAAAGAGAUAAUUUAUUGGAGAAAGUUUCAAAAGUUGGGGAGUAUACUCUAGAUAAUCUUAAAAAAAUCGAGAAAGAAUUUUCGACGGUAAUUAAUUCAUCUAGAGGUCGAGGUACUUUUAUUGCUUUCAACGGAGCUACGCCUCAAAUACGUGAUCAGAUUGUUAAGAAGCUUUUGGCUAAAGGCAUCCAAGCUGGUGGAUGUGGCGCAAAUGCAGUUAGAUUAAGACCAGCUUUGACAUUUGAUCGUUUACACGCUGACAUCUUUUUGGAUGCAUUGCGUAAAGUUCUCAAAGAAUAA
Messenger RNA from Cotesia congregata, 1338 nucleotides. The record is from the annotation of a GenBank genome assembly. Lineage: Eukaryota; Metazoa; Arthropoda; Insecta; Hymenoptera; Braconidae.